This is a messenger RNA of Echinostoma caproni, 1854 nucleotides long. Lineage: Eukaryota; Metazoa; Platyhelminthes; Trematoda; Plagiorchiida; Echinostomatidae. The record is from the annotation of a GenBank genome assembly.
AUGGGUACGCGGAGCUCUCGAUCGCACUCCCAAUGCGGUAGUCUGUCCGGGGCCUCACUAUCCAGUUUGCGCAAUCCAAGUCAGUUGAGUUUGGAAGCGGCUGCGCGAGCAGCGGCUGCAGCGGCUGUCGCGUCUGUGAUGCGCAACAUGAAUGUGAAUUUACUCAUGCAACAUGCCGCGUCAUCGACGAAUCUGGUCAAUCCGUACACACUACGGCGUCCCUCGUCCCGCGCGGCUUCGGUGACCGGACCGGCCAGCUCGAUGCAUGUGCAAAAAAUAGGUAACGGAAGCGGAGAUGGGGAGAGUUUGCAUUCGGCCGCUUUCGGAUCACGAUAUAUGGGUCAUCCCGGUAGCUCAACAGGAGAGAUCACACCGACGGCCAGUCUGAAUCAUUUCGAUCCAAAUAGCACCGCUCACGGAAACCAACAACUUACAGUGCCCACCUUACAACAGGCUCAAAUGGCUCAACGUUUUCAUCAGCAGAUGCGAAACGAUCCACGCCAAGCGGGUACCAAAUUGCAACGACCGACCAUGUGGCAUCAAUUUCACGGUAUUCCUCCCUUGGAUACAAAUUCGUCUAAGGGAUCCUCGGAAUUACAUAAGGCUCAUAGCCCAUCCUCAUCGACCAGUGAUCGGGGACAAAACUCUUUACACCUCUCCCAUCCACAAUCUCCCAGCUCACCACCGUCGGGUAUGUAUGGCUUUCUGGGGCAGCAUCAACCACCGCAUACGCUAAUUCAACCAGUUGCUGGCUUCCGUGUCCCACCGCAAACCACACUCAAUCAGUAUCAGCUACACCAGCUUCAACAACUUCAACUCCAACAUCAAAGACAACAAAUGCUUCAUGCCCAACAGCAGCAGCAACAACAACAGCAGCAGCAGCAGCAACAACAACAGCAACAACAACAACAGCAACAGUCUCAGAAUGCAGCCAACUACCAGGCUCGACCGUUUGGAACACAGAUCCAGACGCCGGCAAUCGUCACUUCACCACCACCAUCGGGGCCACCGCCGUUACCACCAAUGUCUCAUACACCUUCAUCAACAGCAGGCACGGAAUCCCAUACCCAGUCUAUUAUCCAAUCGACCAAUGGGAAAACAGUCGGGACGACCGAGCAAGUGACUGUGCAUAGAACAAACGAUCAAACCGCUCACUCACCAAAUACAACAAUACGGACUAGUCCGUUGAAGUCAGUGAACAGUCCGGGACCGGCAGAAAGUCGUGGAGUCGGGGAAGGUCAGAUGGAAGAGAGUAUGUUCCUGGUCCGAGAUGAUCCGGUUACUAUGGAUACACAAACAUCCGCCACAAUACGUUCGACCACGAAUACCACAUCAGGGACAAAUACUAGUGAGGACAAUACUGUCGACGAAAGUUCUUCAACCACACCAAUUCCGAACCGAAGACAUCCGGAUGAACUAUUAAAUCAUCACGGUACCGACAGUUCAGAUUUAGACGGAACUCUAAAAGCGUCCACUUUCGGCAUCCCACCGGCACGUCAACCGCCCAUGGGAGCCGCUUCUUAUCAAUCGAUUGGAAACGGUUGUCUUGUCCCGGAAAACGAACUAGGCAGAGAGUCGGAAACAGGUCCUAUACACACAACUCAAAACAAUACUGCUUCGUUCCGUCAACAACAACAACAGCAACAACAACCUCGCUUGGGAGUUCAAUCAACUUUGCUGGCUAAUCGGUCGGCUGAUCGAAUUCCAACGGCGACGGCAGAUACAGCUGGGAAAAUAUCAGGCACAAACGAGGACCAUAUGUUUAUACAAGCAAAACUAGUCCAGCAGAAUGGUAAUAGUUCCCAACAAAAUGCCACAAACAAGGCGACUACAUGUGUUGAGAAUUCACAAUAG